CUGCCGGUUGAAUAGCGUUGGCAGUGACUUUUGUUCAUUCAUCGGGUGAAGUACGUAAUAAAAUAUUUGUAUAGAAUACUUGUUGAAAAUAAUAAUAAAUAUUAUUUUUUGGACAUUUAAAAUAAGGAUAAUAUUUUGUGAGGCUGCCACAGGAUUGAAUAAAUUAUAUUGAAGGAUAUCUUACAAAAAGCCACAUCAUGGAUAUGAAUUUUAUGAACGAGGCAACUGAAUAUUUACCAGCCACUAUACCAGACGUCAAACAUUUUGAGUUGAAAGUGUUGGAGGAGAAGUUGGAAAAAUUAUAUGUCGGACUUGAUACAAUGAAAGCGCAUUUAUUCACAUAUCAAAAUGUACGGCAAUGCACCAUAGAGGAGACCAGAAACAUAUUAAACCCAGACUUGGCUAAUCUUAUUGAUGAAUACGAAAGCAUUCAGUAUAAAUUGUUGGAUAUAUUAAAACUUUGGCAACGGAAACAAGCCUUGGCAAUUCUAAGUGAACCUUUACCCUGUCAUUUGGAUGAGAUACAAUAUAUUGUUGAGAUAUUGAUGGAUCGAAUAGAAGAUAUUAAAUUAUUUAUUGCUACUUUAUUAAGUUUUGAAUAUGAGCCGAAACUUGAAAACCAUUCGCAGCGCGUCCAACGCUUACAACACGUUCUUAUAGUUUCAUCAUUCAUCGUAGAGGAGCAGCCACCACAAGUUAAGAAGAAAUUGACGAAAUUUUCGGCGAAAAUACGUUGGUUAAUUGCAAAUAAAUUGAAUAUAUACUCGAGCAAGCCGAAAGUGGUGUGUGCAGUACUUUCGGAGGCUCAGGUUAAAGAGAUUGAUCUAGAAAGUUUGCAAAUCCCUGUCAUACAUCAAGGCAGCAUGUCGGGUAAUGAGUGUGAAAUGAACUACGACAACGAUAGUCGUCGCUUUUCAGCAGAGUUUGCAAAUCUUACAAUUACAAAUAUCGAUCGUUCGGAAAGGAGAGGCAGUGAAAGCGUUAAAGAUGAGAAAUGCGCUUUACUAUUCUAUACUACAGUUAAUGUGGGAUACCCAAUUAAGUGCGGCGCUCUUACGCUGCCAAUGGUGGUCACUGUGCACGAUAUGCAAGCGCCACAAGCGUGGGCCACAAUAACUUGGGAUAAUGCUUUCUCAUCGAUAAAGCGUGUACCGUUUAAAGUGCCAGAUAGAGUACAUAUUUCAGGAAUAUUGGAGAUGUUAAGCAUGAAUUUUGCCCAUACAACGGGUCGUCCUUUAUCCUAUGAAAACAUGGAAUUUCUUCGAAAGAAACUGCUAGGCACUGAUAACGGUCUGGUUGAUGAAUAUGUAAGUUACGCUCAAAUUGCCCGCGAUAAGAUACCACCAGAGCACAAAUUUACAUUUUGGGAAUGGUUUUAUGGUGUAAAGAAAUUAACAAGAGAAUACUUCAAAGAAACAUGGAUGAGUGGGCACGUGGUUGGAUUUAUAAGUAAAAAUGAAGCUAAGCGUAUACUAUCGCUUGAAGAAAAUGGUACAUUCUUGAUUCGCUUCUCGGAUAGCGUAAUAGGUGGAAUAACAGUUGCCUAUCGAGAUUUCUAUGGUCAACUAAAAAUCAUAUCACCAUGGAAAUGGCAGGAUCUUCAAACACGCUCCUUAUCCGAUCGUAUUAGGGAUGUGGACAUCCUGAGUGUCGUAUAUCCAACAAGGACACCAAGUGUUUUAGCAUUUUGUCGUUCAACACAUGCAAAUCGUGUAACCACUCGUGACGGUUACGACGGAACGAUGGAACUUCGGGUGCAAAUUACUUCACAGCCUGCGAACAAUUUCGGCCAACAAAUCCAGCAACAAAUUUCACAAACAGCCAACAGCGAACAUUCAUUAUCCUCUCCUAAUAACAACGAUUUUGAAAUUCUAAAAGAAAUAAUGAAUGAAUUUCUUUCAUCCAGUUCAAGCGAAGGGUAUCAGUCCGAUCCAUUUUUGUGAGUUUGCAAAUCAACCUGAGCGACCUCAUUAUAACUCAAACCAGUGAAUUGUUCAAUGAAGUUUCAGAAUAUGCAAGAAAUAAAAUAGUUGUAACAAAACAUAUUUUAAAAUUUUAUAAGAAUUAAAUUGUUGUUUAAUAUAAAGAGCAGCCAAGUGAUAGUUAUUAAGGCUUAUUUUUCUAUUUUAAAUGUAAAUUUUUAUAUGUAUGUAUAUAUGAAAUCUAGUA
Messenger RNA from Ceratitis capitata (Mediterranean fruit fly), 2169 nucleotides. RefSeq names its product signal transducer and transcription activator. Gene Ontology annotation, biological process: cell surface receptor signaling pathway via JAK-STAT; regulation of cell population proliferation; defense response. The record is from RefSeq and is a predicted model, not a curated record. The transcript is spliced from 12 exons. Lineage: Eukaryota; Metazoa; Arthropoda; Insecta; Diptera; Tephritidae. Gene Ontology annotation, molecular function: DNA-binding transcription factor activity, RNA polymerase II-specific; RNA polymerase II cis-regulatory region sequence-specific DNA binding. Bases 198 to 1943 code for a protein of 581 amino acids.